This is a messenger RNA of Xylaria bambusicola, 2017 nucleotides long. Its product is annotated as eukaryotic translation initiation factor 3 subunit D. The transcript has 3 exons. The record is from RefSeq and is a predicted model, not a curated record. Lineage: Eukaryota; Fungi; Ascomycota; Sordariomycetes; Xylariales; Xylariaceae. Gene Ontology annotation, cellular component: cytoplasm; eukaryotic translation initiation factor 3 complex. Gene Ontology annotation, molecular function: translation initiation factor activity. Gene Ontology annotation, biological process: translational initiation. Bases 112 to 1836 code for a protein of 574 amino acids.
CCCACGCCACCUUCAGAUAGCGGCUUAAGGACAGCGCCAGCAGCGACAACACAUAGCCCUCCCCAACCGCAACCUGUUGGCCAUUAUUAUUGCCAGUCACAAGUUUUAACAAUGGCUGAGAAAUCCCUGGCCGACUUGAUUGGCGCCCUCCCCGACGGAGAUGGAUGGGGCCCUCAGACUACAACCGAGACGACCUUGAACGGCGUCCCGUAUGCGCCCUUUUCCAAAGGGGACAAACUUGGCCGCAUGGCCGACUGGACUGCUGAUGGAAAGGACGGCAGAGACGGCCGCGGUGGUCGACAGCAGUAUAACCGCAAUUAUAGAGAUCAGCAAAUCUAUGGUGCUGGCAGUGCCGCACUCUUUACCGCACCAAUCGCCGAAGCCGACGAAAACACCUUCUCCGUUGUUAGCAGAGAGCCCACCAAGACGAGAUACGGGCGGGGAGCCGUCUUCACCCGUGGACGUGGCCAAAGGGGUGCCAGCCAGGCUAGAGGUGGCCGCCAGACUCUCCAGCGCCCUGGACGAGGUGGUCAGCAAGGCUACGGCUAUGACAGCCGUGGUGGACGCUACAACGCAGCUCGUGGCGGUCGUCGCUUCGGCUGGAAAGACUAUGAUAAGCCCGCUAGAAACCGGGAUGCGUCUAUCAACAUCAAGCCGGAGUGGCAGCUUUUGGAAGAGAUCGACUUCAACCGACUCGGAAAGCUAAAUCUUGACGCGGACGAGGGAGAGGAUCUCGACAGCUACGGUUUCCUUUAUUACUAUGACCGAUCUUACGAUAAGCAACCCGUCAAGUCGGCCGAGAGGCGGUUGACCGCUAUUGACCGUGCCACCUAUAAUGUCACCACUUCGUCGGACCCUGUAAUCCAGGAACUUGCAGAGAGAAACGAGGCGACCAUAUUUGCUACCGAUAGCAUUCUUUCUAUGCUCAUGUGCUCGACGAGGUCUGUCUACCCUUGGGAUAUUGUAAUUGUCCGGCAAGGCAACAAGAUCUUCCUUGACAAGCGCGAUAACGCUACACUCGAUAUGGUGACGGUAAACGAAAAUGCCGCGGAUGCCCCUAUGGAGUCUUCUGAUGGUGCCAAAGAUAGCAUCAACAACCCUACUGCUCUCUCAGAGGAAGCCACAUACAUCAACCAUAACUUUGCCAACCAGGUGGUCUUGGAGAGCGAGUCAUCUAAGGUCCACAUGAACCACGAAAACCCCUUCUAUAAUGAAGCUGAGGAGACCGAGCCACCUGCCAGCAAGACUUACAAAUACCGCAAGUUUGAUCUGUCUACGACCGAAGAGGAACCAGUGUACCUUGUGGUUCGAACUGAGAUAGAUGCUGUUCAGAAGAACGCCAUCAGCGGUGAUGAUCAACAGCUCACGCUCAAGGCGCUCAACGAGUUUGACAGCAAGGCUCAAGGCAGCGGCGGAGCGCUAGACUGGAGGACUAAACUUGUCAGCCAGCGUGGUGCAGUAGUGGCCACCGAAAUGAAGAAUAAUAGCGUUAAACUUGCCCGAUGGACCGUACAGAGUAUCCUGGCCAAGGCUGACGUGAUGAAACUUGGAUUUGUGUCUCGGGCGAACCCUAAGACCAACGAUAAGCAUGUCAUUCUGGGAGUAAUUGGCUGGAAACCUAAAGACUUCGCCAACCAGAUGAACCUGUCGGUGUCUAACGGCUGGGGUAUUGUACGCACAAUUUGUGACAUGUGCUUGAAACGAGAGGAGGGCAAGUUCGUGCUCGUGAAGGACCCCAAUAAGUCUAUCCUCAGAUUAUACGAGGUCCCAGCUGGCAGCUUCGACGAUGAUGGCGAGGAGGAGACAAUCCCAGAGACCGAAGGUGGAGACAACUAAUUAUCAUUGCGUGCAUGAGCACACUGGGCACCAGCGGAGUAGCUCUAUCAGAUGAGAUGUGACGAAAGGUCACUCUGAGAUUCGAGUUACGAAGUAGUAGCUAUUAGUCAGCCGACGGAUAGAUAAAAGCGAAUUCAAGCACAAGGACUUGACAACCUUGAAUAAACUUUGAGACCUUCAA